This is a messenger RNA of Lates calcarifer (barramundi perch), 1185 nucleotides long. RefSeq lists its product as uncharacterized. The coding region runs from base 339 to 800 and encodes 153 amino acids. Lineage: Eukaryota; Metazoa; Chordata; Actinopteri; Centropomidae. The transcript has 5 exons. The record is from RefSeq and is a predicted model, not a curated record.
UGUGUGUAGAGACUCCAUGGAUACAGACAACAGCAGUCCCUUGUCCUCUCAUUUAAAAGACUUUAACUUUGAAAAGGAGAAGAAGAAGAGUAGGAUGCUGUGUGUGUGUGUGUGUGUGUACCAUCUCUACAUUAUGCAGGCCAGUUCAUACAGCCUCUCCCUCAAAGCCAAGCCUUUGACACAAGGUGUGGACCACAACACUGAUUUAACAGCCUCUUUUGUUGCACUUUGUGCCUGCUCCAAGCCUGUUACUCCCUGGGCUCUUUGGAAUAAACAGUUGCUUUAAACGAGUGGUAGUGGCAGAACCAGAGGAGCUAAACUGCAGCCAGGACCAGAAAAUGUUUGUGACUAUUCUGUUUGGAGACAGCAGGAUGGAAAUGUUCAAUCUCAACUGUAAGCUGAUACACUUCAUUCAUCAUAUAAAGAAGAGGUGCGGUCUGGACUUUAAAGGUGAAAUUUUGAAGUGUGUGGACCUGAUGGACAGCAGCGGCUCAGUGAUGAACUUAGAGGUGAAACAGCACAGUGUGGAUCUGGCCAGCAGCGUGCUGGAGGAGAGACAGUGCUAUGUCCUCCUACGAGUCUGCCGCGAUGAUGAUACUGGAGGUCAGAGAUAUGUGUCUCUCCUAAACAACUACAGCCAGAGUCAUCCUGAGUUAACAGAGCUGCUGAAGAAACUGUCAAACCCCAACAAGGAGCGAGACAGAAAGACAAGAGGAGGACGGACACAGAGGAGCAGCCCUGCCAAACAAACCAGGAGCAAAGACAUCUCUGCAAAUAACACAACCCACCACAUUAAGUAGUUUCUUUUAGAGUCAUGACUUUUACGUCUGAUUUCUUUAGACACAUCUCUGUAAAAAACCUGAGACAAACCUGAUGUAUUUACACAUAAACACAGUGUAUAUCCUGUAUUUAUCUGUUUAAGUCAUCAGAAACAGGAAUGUGGCAAAUGUAUAUUUUCUAUUGUAGUGAUCAGUGCAACCAACUUGGUUGUAAGAGGUAGUCUUCUACCGUCUUUAAUGGAAUGAAUGUGUGAAUACUAUGAAAAAAUGACAUGACAUUUAGUUUAUUCUCACAAAGGCAUUUGUUUUAUUAUUGUUCUGAUCUCACAGUUGCAAAAAAUGGUUUUAUCUAAUUUCCCUGAGGGAGUCAUCCCAAAGGGAUCAAUAAAGUCAAGUCUAAGUCUAA